GAACGGAAAUAGAUUCCGUGUGAGAAGGACUUGAUUCAUUAUAUCGGCUCUCAUGCCAUCCAGAAGGGCACUAUGAGAGGAAUUCCCCGACCGUUUUUUGUGGCAUUUUUAGUGCUGUGUUACGCUAUUUCAGGUGGUGGUGGUGGAAAUUAUCCCCAGAAAGUGACUGGCGUUAUCAUUCGGACUGUUGAACUCGUAUUCCGGCAGAAUUUUAUACAUUUUGCUAAAGAGAUAGUCUGGAAAUUUAUUACGGAAUCUAAGACUUUCAAAAUAGCAGAGUAUAAAGACAGCAAGUUAGAGAUUGAGCAUCUCCAAUUUCAAAAUCGCCUGGAAAUAUUAAAAAAUGGAAUGGGAUUGCGUAUUAAAAAUGUGUCAUUUAAAGACAGUGGGAUGUACAUUGCCGAGAUAACUCUUGAAAACAAUACGGUACAUAAGAAGUCAUUCAACCUCAGUCUCUACGCUUCUGUUCCUGAUCCAUUUAUAAGGAUUGACUCUGGCAGGGACACAUGUAAUGUUAUUCUUACUUGCUAUGUCAAAGAAAACGCAACAUCUCUGUCUUAUUUAUGGAAAUAUAGUAUAAACGGCUCAGAAUAUCAGCCGUAUAAUAGCACUGGUGCCACAAUCCAAGUGUCUCUGCAGCAAGGAUCUUCAGACAUAGAGUUCCUGUGUACAGUAUGGAACCCUGCUGACCAGAAGAAUGUUUCUUAUACAUUAAAAUCAUGUCAACGCAAAGAAACUCAUGAGUAUUGGCUUUGGUGGUGUCUAGCCCCAACGGCGUUGGUUAUAUUCCUGAUUGGUGCAUUUACCGGUAUAUGUUGUAUAAAAGAAAAAAUCUGCGCUGUAUUUCAAACAUGUUGUAAAAAAGAACCUAGACUCAGUGUUCCAGAAACAGACAAAGACCCUGAAGAUCAUGUGCCAUUCUCUGUCUCCAAGAGUGCUGUCAGGUAUUCUGAAUACGUUGUCUCAGUCCGUGAAGAAAAAAAAGACAAAGACCCUGAAGAUCAUGUGCCAUUUUUUGUCUCCAAGAGUGCUGUCAGGUAUUCUGAAUGCGUUGUCUCAGUCCAUGAAAAAAAAAAUGUUAUUGCAUUCAUCAUGCAGAAUGACAAGAUUGAAUUAGGAGAUUCUGAACAUCCUUUCAUUUCUCCUGACCCGGAAGAUUCUGAAAAUGAAGAGGAAUGUUAGCUUUUAGAACUAUGACUGGCAGUUCUGGAUAGAUUAUAAAGGAAGAGCAACAACAUUUGUGAAAUACCUAAAGUGUUUAUUAGCAGCAAGAUUGAACAUAGAGAAUGAAACAAAAGGAGCUGUGCUUCUGACCAAUACUUUAAAUCACAUGGAUUAUCCUAAUACGUAUAUACAUUAAUAAGACAUGUAAGGUACUGUGCAAACUGGUGGCACCACACAAGCACCUGUAACAAAGAAAAAUGUGUACAUUCUAACUCGCAUAUAAUUCAUAAACAUGGUGUUUUCACUGGCAUCUGCAAGUGGAACUGGCCGCUCAGCCAGGGAUCUCUCCGCUGUUGCCCGCUGAGCAGGCUAAAAGGACCAGGGGGGCAAUUUUGGUCAUUUUGAACGAUUUUCGGGCAAAAAGAGUCGCGGGUACGAAUUUGGUUAUUUUGGACUAUUUUUUGUGCUAAAAGGGCGGGAGGUGUGAUUUUGGACCAUUUUUGGAACAUUUAAGGGUUAAAAGAGCCGGGGGUGCGAUAUUGGACUAUUUUUGGGCUAUAAGGGCCGGGGAUGCGAUAUUGGACUAUUUUUGGGCUAUAAGGGCCGGGGAUGCGAUUUUGGUCAUUUUGGAACAUUUUCAGGCUAAAAGGGCCGGCAGUGCGUUUUUGGUAAUUUUUAAAGAAAACUAGCAUUGGGACUUUAAAUGAGGCAUAUGAAAAACGUACGCCUCCAUCCCUGUUGGAUACAAAAAAGAGGGGAGA
Rana temporaria (common frog) is the source of this 1925-nucleotide messenger RNA. Its product is annotated as SLAM family member 9-like. NCBI's taxonomy places the organism in Eukaryota, Metazoa, Chordata, Amphibia, Anura, Ranidae. Bases 73 to 1182 code for a protein of 369 amino acids. The transcript has 7 exons. The record is from RefSeq and is a predicted model, not a curated record.